GCAGAGGUGUGAUUUGACAUUUGAAUCUAACCUUCAAACUGAAAAAAUAAAUAAUGCACGUCUAAAAAUAUUAACAUUAUAGUAUUGCACAUAAUACGAAGUUGGCCUUUAUAUUUUUAACAAUCCAGCUUAAAAUCAGAUGAGAAUAUAGUGUUAUCUAUUCGAUAGCUAUGGCAAAUUCUUUAUUAUCAAAAUUUGGCUCAUUGAAGUUGGCCCCUAUUGGUGUGUACACACAAGCUUCCCGUAGCACCACAACUAAACAUUAUAUCCCCAAAUUCAAGAAACAUAGGGCAAUGAAAGUUUUUAAGUUUCCACUGCCAAAUUUUAAUGAAGAUUUUGAUUCAAUGUCGCGAGAGAAGAUGAGGCAGAAGAUGAAGGAAAAAGGUGUAUUGCCACCAAGACCUUGGGUGGAGAGACCGUUUUACCUUUCAGCCACAGGAGGUGUCUUUGAACCGUACGUCCCUCCAGAAGGAGACGGCAAAGCAUCCAUAGUGUCUGCCACUCGCGCCAAGCAAACUGUUGAAUUCCUGGGAAAGAAAUCCAAAUCUAUGAUGGCAAUGCGCAAGAUCAAAUCGUUUGAAGAGGACUUUGAUUCCAAAGAGUUUCUUCCUUUAGCGCAGGAUAUUUACGUGAAAGCGCAUGACUGUUUAGCUAACAAGGACCGACUGGGGUUGCGUACUUAUGUUACGGAGAAGGCGUACCCUGAGUUCAGGUACAACACGCAACUGAAGACGAUCCACUGGCGGUUUCUGGACUCGCUGGAGCCUCCGCGCGUAGUGCACGCUAGAUAUACUGACGUCGUUUCUAAAGAAAAUAUCUUUGCACAGCUAACAGUCCGUUUCCACACGCGCCAACAGCUCGCCGUGUACGACCGCUUCGGUCGCUUAAUCCACGGCAGUGAGAUCCUUGCUAAGGACGUGCUCGAGUACGUUGUAUUCGAGAAACAUCUGUCCAAUAUGUACGGCACUUGGCGGAUCCACGACAAAAUAAUACCCGACUGGGCUCCACCUAGAGAACCUUCCAAGCUGACCCUCGUGAAGCCAGAGCCAGAACCAGAGCCAGAGCCGCAAUCAGAGGAGGCGGAUACGCCCGCCAUAGCUGAUAAAUAGAUGUAUAUUUCUUAGUUACAUUGUAUAUUUUAUAAUACAUUAGGAAUUAAAUAGAUUGUUUUCAGUUUUGUGGUUUCUUACUCUCUUU
Chilo suppressalis (striped riceborer) is the source of this 1197-nucleotide messenger RNA. Lineage: Eukaryota; Metazoa; Arthropoda; Insecta; Lepidoptera; Crambidae. The record is from the annotation of a GenBank genome assembly.